AUGGACGACGGCUCUCCUCCCGCCAACUCUACCACCAAAGUGGUCGUCGUCUCCAGCCUCACUCGCAACGUCCUGGAACCACACUUGCAAACCAUAUUCGGCUUCUACGGAGACAUCCUCAAAAUGAGCGUGCCCCUCUAUGUAAAAUCCGGCCAAAACAAAGGCAAGGCGACCAUCGAGUUCGCCGACUCCGCCGCCGCACGCAAGGCUGUCUCUCACAUGGACGGCGGCCAGAUCGACGGCGCUGCCGUCAAGGUCGAGCUCUCCGACGGCCCCUUCCGCUCCCACUCCCGCUCACGCUCCCCGCGGCGGCACCGGCUACCGUGGUCGCUCGAGGAGCUACUCGGUGGCAUCGAGCCGGUCGCGCACGCGUUCUCUCAGCCCCCGCUCUCGUACGCGUUCGCGCACUCGCUCGUUCUACUCUUCUUCUGGCUACUCGCGCAGCAGGACCCGUUCCCGCUCUGUUAG
Messenger RNA from Epithele typhae, 468 nucleotides. RefSeq lists its product as uncharacterized. NCBI's taxonomy places the organism in Eukaryota, Fungi, Basidiomycota, Agaricomycetes, Polyporales, Epitheliaceae. Gene Ontology annotation, biological process: mRNA splicing, via spliceosome. The record is from RefSeq and is a predicted model, not a curated record. Gene Ontology annotation, molecular function: RNA binding. Gene Ontology annotation, cellular component: ASAP complex; cytoplasm; nucleoplasm. Bases 1 to 468 code for a protein of 155 amino acids. The transcript has 3 exons.